AUAUUAUUCUUCCAUCUUUGUACUUAAUUUCCAGGAAAUAUCUCUUCAAUUGCUUUUGGCUUCUGGGCAUUGAGAAGUCAGCUAAAAGCCAGGAGCAUUUAUUCAUCGAAUGGAGGCGGUAUCCUUUGUUGGAGGUUCUCUUUUAUCUGCUGCAUUUGAUUUGCUAUCCGAAAAGUUGAAUGGAUAUCUAAGAGAUCAGCUACGCGAUUCAAAGGAGGAAAUACGUGCCCAGAUGGAAAGCUGGAAUUCUCUGUUGCCCAAAAUUACUGCUGUACUUCAACAUGCGGAAGAAAAUCAAGUUGCCAACCAGUUUGUGAAGUCAUGUCUUGACGAUCUCAGGGACUUGGCUUAUGAUAUGGAGGACAUACUUGAAGAGUUUGUGAUUGAUGCCAAGAGGUCUGAAUUGAUUGCAGAAUCUGAAGCCAGACCUGGCAAGCGACAAAGAAUCAUCUCCAGUAUCAAGAAUUUUUUUAGCUUUAAUAAGGCUAAGCCCAAUCAAGAGAUUAAUUCCAUGGUGAAGGUUCUGAGUGGUAGAUUGCAGAAAAUUGAUAAUGGGAUGCGUAGUUUGGACCUGACCAAUUUGGCUUUGAAAUUUGAGGAUAAGUCUCACAAAGUAGUUGCAAAAAGACUACCUGAGUCUUCUCUUUUGGAAGAUAAGGUGUGGGGUCGAGAUAAAGAUAAAGAUGCUAUUCUUCAGAGGUUGCUAGAAGAUGGAGGCAGUCUUGAACAGGGAUUUGUUAUUCCUAUUGUCGGAAUGGGUGGACUAGGCAAAACAACUCUUGCACGACUCAUCUACAAUGACAAAAAACUGGAAGGCAGGUUUGACUUGAUGGCAUGGGUUUGUGUUUCUGAUGAGUUUGAUGUUGCUCGAAUAACAAGAACCAUUUUAGAACAGGUAACUAGGAAAAAAUGUGUUUUUGAUGAUUUCGGUUUACUUCAAGAGGAAUUGAAAGGGAAGUUAUCUGGGUGCAAGUUUUUUCUUGUAUUGGAUGACGUUUGGAAUAAGGAAUAUGGCCAAUGGGAUGUCUUGAAGAGACCUUUCAUGUCGGGAGCUAUUGGAAGUAAAAUAAUUGUCACAACUCGAAAUAAGGAUGUUGGGACAAUGAUGAGAGGAGAUGAUGACGUUCACAAUUUAGAAUUGCUACAAGAUGAUGCUUGUUUGCCGUUAUUUACACGACAUGCACUGGGGAAAGAGAACUUUGAUGCACACCCAGACCUACGAGAUGUUGGUGAAAAGCUUGUUAAGAAGUGCAAAAGAUUACCGUUGGCACUAAAAACCCUCGGUGGUGUCUUGCGGGGAAAGUUACAUUGUGAUGAGUGGGAAAAUAUAUUAAACAGUGAGAUAUGGAGUUCAUCAGAAGAUAGAAAUGGAAUUCUUCCUGCCCUGAGAUUGAGCUACUGUCAUCUUCCUUCUCACUUGAAACGAUGCUUUGCUUAUUGUGCUUUGUUCCCUAAGGACUACGAAUUCGACCAAAGGGAGUUGGUUCUAUUAUGGAUGACUGAGGGCUUGUUACAGCAACAAUCAAAUGGAAAGAAGCAAAUGGAAGAGGAGAUUGGUCAUCAAUAUUUCCAAGAGUUGUUAUCAAGAUCACUCUUUCAACAAUCAAGCAAAGAUGAAUCACAGUUUGUGAUGCAUGACCUCAUAAAUGAUUUAGCUGUGGAUGUUGCCGGAGAAAUAUAUUGCAAUCUUGAACGUAGCAUGGGUGAUGGAAAAUUAGAGAAGGCUCGUCAUUUGUCAUUCACUCCACACUUUUAUGAAAUCUCAGAAAGAUUCACAAUCUUGGAUAAAUUGAAGCAUUUGAGAACAGUAUUGCCAUUAAGAGCUCUUAGUUACUGCACUUUCUUCUAUUUGUCUAAGAAAAUCUUGCAUGAUUUCCUCCCAACUUUAAAUCGCGUAAGAGUGCUAUCUCUUCACAGAUAUAAUAUAAGCCAGCUACCAGAUUGUUUUGAAAAUUUGAAACAUAUUCGGUACAUUGAUUUAUCUUGUACCUUAAUCAAAAGUCUACCAGAUUCAGUGGGUUCUCUUCUCUUCUUGCAAACACUGCUAUUAUGUGGUUGUUAUAAGCUUACCAAGUUGCCUAUGACAAUCGGGAAUCUAGUUGAUCUCUAUUAUCUUGAUAUCAAUGAUACACCAUCUUUAAAAGAGAUGCCAUCAGGAAUAGGCAAUCUUAAAAAACUUUUAACAAUGUCCAAAUUUAUUGUCGGGAAGGAAAGUUGGUUGAUGAGAUUAUCUUAUUUGAAGAAUUUGUCACAACUUCGAGGAAGGCUGUUUAUUCUAGAUCUCCAGAAUGUUUUGGAUGUUCAAGAGGCUAGGGAGGCCAACCUACACAAGAUCCAUGGUUUGGAAGAGUUAGUCUUGGAGUGGACUGCUUCUGAUAAUGAUCGAGAUGAAUUAUUCCUCGAAAUGCAGGUCUUAAGCUGCUUAAAACCUCAUUCAAAUUUGAAAAGUCUUGAAAUUUCUUGCUAUGGUGGCAAGAAUUUCCCUCCUUGGGUUUGUGAUCCAUCAUUAUUUUUCAAUUUAUCAACCAUGGAGCUCAACAAUUGUAAGAGAUGCACUUUGUUACCAUCACUUGGCCAACUACCUGUUCUCAAAAAAUUGGUUAUUAAGGGCAUGGAGGAAAUAGAAACAGUAGGUCUUGAGUUUUAUGGGCAGCAUGACUCUUUUCGAUUACUAGAGGAACUGGUGUUUCAAGACAUGUUAAAUUGGAAGGAAUGGAUUUCUCUUGCUGGAAGUGGAAGUGAAGGUGAAUUCCCUUGUCUUCGUAGGCUUGUGAUUUAUAAUUGUUGUAAGUUGUUAGGACAAUUACCCCACAAUCUUUCUUCACUCAAAGAGUUGGAUGUUAGAAGUUGCAAUGCAAUGCUUUUGAAGAGUAUGGGUGAUCUCAGCUCACUUGCUAAUUUGAGAAUUGAGGAAAUUUCAGGAUUGACUUGCUUGCGUAUGAGUAUGAAUCUUCCAUCAUUGAAAGAGCUGUGUAUUGAAAACUGCAAUGGGGUGCUUUUAAAGAGCAUGGUUGAUCUUACCUUCCUCACUAAAUUGAGAAUACAGGAAAUUGCAGAAUUGACUUGCUUGCCUAAGAGUUUUACACAGUCCUUAACAGCACUUGAGACUCUAGAAAUUGGAUAUUGCAAUGAUCUUACUUGUUUGUGGGAGGAAGGGACGGAAAUAGAACAAAGCUACUUGCCUUUCAAUCUUAAACAUCUUAGCCUUAAGCAAUGUAGAGCUUUGAAGUCAUUACCCAAUGCAAUGAUGGUGCAGAUGGAUGAAAGCAAUAGUAGCAACACUAGUAUGUUGAUGUUGAAACUUGAAAAGUUGGAAAUUUAUGGUUGUGAUUCUCUCAAGUCUUUUCCAAGAGGUAACUUACCCAUCACUCUUAAAUACUUGAGAAUAGAAUACUGUAAAGGUCUUGAGUCUCUACCUGAUGCGGAUGGUAACAGUGAAAUCAAUCUACUUUUGAAAAUAAAUAACCUUCCAUCUCUUUAUUCUUCUCAGGGUAGUUGUCAUCAGUUGCCAGCUUAUCUCAGGAAAUUUAAAGUUAGGGAUUGUGAGUGGUUGGAAUUAUUUCCAGAGAGGAUGUUGCAGCAUUGUACAGGACUCCAAACCAUUGAUAUUUACAACUGUAAAUUAUUGAAAAGUUUACCAACCCUUGAUUGCGUCAGCAGUCUAGUUGAAUUAUCUAUUUCCAGGUGUGAAGUUUUAGAGUCCUUACCAGAAGAGUUGUGGCUAUGCACUCCCAAUCUUAAGGAGUUGGCAAUACUAUGGUGUUACAAUUUCAGAUUCCUCCCAAAUACAAUGUACCAGCUGAAAUCUCUUCAAAGGCUAUGUAUGGAAGACUGCCCCAGCAUCGAGUUCAUUCCAGAUGGGGGUUUACCCCUAAACUUAAUAGAGCUUGCAUUAGUAGAUUGUAGGAAUCUUAAGUUCAUGCCGAGUACGUUGUAUCAGCUCACAUCGCUUCAGAGACUAACAAUCCCCGGGGGGGCUUUGAUGAUGGGAUUUGGAUGGGGCCUCCAAAACCUUGUGUCUCUUCAACAGUCGAUAAUUGAACAGAGAUUACCAGUGGAUAUAGUGCUGCCUUCUUCUUUAACCUCUCUUGAGAUCUGGAAUGAAGAAAAUUUGAAAGCCAUACCUGGAGAGCUCUUCCAAAACCUGAACUCCCUUCAAGAGUUAUUUAUAAUUGACUGCCCAAAGCUACAAUCUUUGCCAAGGAAAGCCUUCCCUCCCUCGCUUGGACUACUAUGCAUCAACAGGUGUCCGCAUCUAAAACGACAGCAUUUUGAGGCAAAAGGAGACUACUGGACUCUCACCUGUACCAUCCCCUGCAUUGAGAUAGAUGAGUUUGAGGUUAACCUCAGGAGCUAGCAACAAUGAAAAAAAAAAUGCCACUAUUCAAUGUGUUGCAGCUUCAUUCAGUCCUUGGAUUUGUUUUUUAAUUUUUUGGAUGACAAAGUCCAGGACCUCAUGUUUUUCAUUCUGAAGAAUUGGGAACACUUUUGAAACAAGGAGUUGCUGAUGUUCAAAUGAAAUUUUUCUGUAAGCUGGAACUGGAACACAGAUGAUUUUGCUGAAUUAAACAAGCUUGUAAUCUUACCAAGCCGAGCUGCAGCUUUACAAAAUUUUGUUUGGGAUUACAGAACUUACCCUCUAUUUGCAGCUACAAGCUUCUACCCUCCAAAGAACGCCUUCUACGGAAUGCAGGACAUGGAUUUUCUUCUAGUUUUUCUUGUCAUUUCCCUUGAUCUAGGCCAAUUCCAGGAUACAUAAAGGUGGAUGGAGUAAUGCUUCAAGGCAGCAUCAUGCACAAAUCAUUUCAAGGGGGCUUGGACUUUGAAUGUAUCAGGUCAGUGGAGCUCUAAAUUACAGAUAGUGGCUGGUUUUGAUCAACAUUGCAAAAACAAUUGAGAGACGGUGAGAGCAAGUUGCAACAGCAGAUUUAAGCUUGGUGACAUUUAUCCGAAACUGAUUGGAGAUUUUGACUUCCAGUUUUAUUUUGAUGAUGAUUAUGGCAUCAGUAAUCAAAGAAUUUAUUCCUAAUGAUUAUUGUUUGUUGUGUACAACUUCUAGUGUUUCCUAGAAUAGAAUAAACUUUGUAACAAAGUUAGCUUUAUAUUUAGUGGAUAUUUUUUAAACUGAACUAGGUCCCAUGAUUUUUUACCCUCAAGGAUUUUCCACGUUAAAAAAUCUGAUUUCUUGUU
Molecule: messenger RNA, 5190 nt
Organism: Rubroshorea leprosula
Lineage: Eukaryota; Viridiplantae; Streptophyta; Magnoliopsida; Malvales; Dipterocarpaceae
Source: the annotation of a GenBank genome assembly